Messenger RNA from Dermacentor silvarum, 4767 nucleotides. RefSeq names its product ubiquitin-conjugating enzyme E2 H (gene UbcE2H). Gene Ontology annotation, molecular function: ubiquitin conjugating enzyme activity. The record is from RefSeq and is a predicted model, not a curated record. Gene Ontology annotation, biological process: protein polyubiquitination; ubiquitin-dependent protein catabolic process. The transcript has 7 exons. NCBI's taxonomy places the organism in Eukaryota, Metazoa, Arthropoda, Arachnida, Ixodida, Ixodidae. The coding region runs from base 361 to 906 and encodes 181 amino acids. Gene Ontology annotation, cellular component: nucleus.
GACGUUGUCGCCAGGUUGGCAGCUCUCGAAAAUUCCGAGCCGGGGGAUAAAUCGGGCACGUCAUAUGCGUCAGAGUGACGCUUAAACCUGCGCGUGGAAGCCAGGCAAGGACUCAAGGACCCUUUCGCUUCUUCGUGUUUAGCUUUCUCUCCCCCUAAAGAAAAAAAGACGGGUAUGUUCACGUGACGUCUACGUCACGUGUGGUGUUGCAGCAGAGCAGUCCAGCCAGCCAGCACCAGCCAGCAGUUCGCCAUUGUGAGCCGAAGCAUUGAGCAGCAGCACUCGACAAGCGCUGGUAACCGCGCGAGUCCGCAGGCGGUUUUUCUAUCGCAGCUUCCUGCCGUGAGGUAAGACAAGAAGAUGUCUUCUCCAAGCGCUGGGAAGAGGCGUAUGGAUACCGACGUCAUUAAACUCAUUGAAAGCAAGCACGAAGUCACCAUUCUCGGAGGGCUGAAUGAAUUCUGCGUCAAGUUCUACGGUCCCAAAGCGACACCUUAUGAGGGAGGCAUCUGGAAAGUCAGGGUUGACCUACCUGAGAAGUACCCUUUCAAGUCGCCAUCAAUAGGGUUCAUGAACAAGAUUUAUCACCCAAACAUCGAUGAAGUGUCUGGCACUGUGUGCUUGGACGUCAUCAACCAAGCAUGGACGGCACUUUAUGACCUGUCCAACAUCUUCGAGUCGUUCCUGCCGCAGCUGUUGACCUACCCCAACCCCAUCGACCCUCUGAAUGGCGAUGCAGCAGCCAUGUACCUGCACAAACCAGAGGAGUACAAGAAGAAAGUUCAAGAGUACGUCAAGAGGUUUGCCACGGAGGAGGCGUUGCGGGAGCAGGACAACGAGUCGUCGAGCAGCGAGAGUUCCAUGAGUGAUUUCUCGGACGACGAGACCAAAGACAUGGAGCUGUAAGACUUCGUGCGUCUGUCUGCCCGACAAAAUCCACGGACACACACACACACACACCACUCACACACAACAGAAAGCACAGAGGCCGGGAAAAGAACGAGACAAGACACGAGAGCUGCCAUUGCCUUUUUCCUUUCUCUGUCACCUCUGCCACCGGAGCGCCAUCUUCUCGCCUUCCCGACCACUCCCUCUCCUGGCCACUGCAAGUUCUCCGCAUCUGAUCGUCACCUCCACAACCACUACUGUCCUUUUCUCUUCUUGCACCUGCAUAGUUUGCAAGAGAAGGACUCGGCCGCUACCAUACAGGGAAGCAGCGCGUAUUACGCUGAAUUCAAUCCUGUGGCCGCGUGAAUUUUUUCUCCCCUACUUCUGUCUGGUUUCAACGCAACACAACGUGCCGAUGCCACCGCCUCCCUGCCAGCGAGAUGUGCCAAGACGGUGACCGUGUGGCGGGACUUUCUCUGCUCCCGGUGCAAGAAAAGUGUUGCGUCUCGUCGUCGUGUGUUUCUCGUGCGUGUGCCGCCUUGCUGUCGUCGUGGUGAUCCCUGCACCCUCCUUGCUACUGGUUUCGUCGGGUGGUGAGAGAAGUGCCAGCUGAGCUGGGGAUGUGCGUGUGUGUGUGUGUCGCGUCUCUCGCAUGGACGCGCUCGUGUCUCACUCUCGCCCCCUCUGCAUGCCUGUAGCUGUGGCAAGAGAACGUCCCGCUUCUCGAUCGGUCACUUUUAACUUGUUCGUUUUUUUUUUUUUUUUUAAUUCUCUCGCACUGUGUUCGCGCUUCUUUUAAGGGCCGCAGAUUCGGUCGAUCACUUUCGGGGAAUAUCUCGUUUGGCGUGCGCCGAUUGGCUGGGCUGGCGGAAGUGAAUGCGAGGAAAGGAGCGGUGGCACCUUUCAUUAGCGCCAUUCUCGCAUCGCAGAGGUCCUGACUGCGUCGAUAGGAUACCUGUCACGCUUAAUGUUGCGCAACGCAAAAGUUGGAAGUACCCCCGAAACGACCGGUUUGAGAAUAGGGGUUCCCGCUGUUGUGCGUGCAGUCUGUAAUGUUUUAUUGACGAGCGUUCAGCAAGAUUAGCUGUGCGGCAAUUCGAGAAGGGGAGAGCUCGUUUUAGAGAAAGCUUUCUCUUUCAGUUCUGUUGCACUGAUUGUUCUCUAUAGUCUGGCGUCUUUGUGAGCACUUUUGUCUGAUUCGUUUUCUUUCUUCGAUACUGCGUCUCAUUUUUCCCCUCAAACCAUCAAUUGACUGGUUUGCUUUCGAGCAUGAAGGCAGUUCUAUUAGCUGAGCGUGUUUGAUGCUGAAAAGUUCAGUAACGUUGUGCUUCUCUUCGUCAGUUUUUCUUUCAUUGCUGCACGAAUAUCUUGUCGUGUGAAGUUCUUCUCCAUUGCUUACACUUUUAGUUGCGUGGCCCAGAGCCCUGGUUUUUAUUCAUUUGCACAGUGUGUAAAUUGUUUUGUUUUUUUCGUCACUAUGCUGUGCGCAUGUUGUUAGCUGUUGGUCAUGCAGGGUUUCGCACGGGCCAACUUCAUUGUCAGCACUUGAGUAGAGCACAGCGUGUGUAUUCGUUGGUAGUCGUAUAAUCAAAAUGAAUCGAGGAACGACUAGCUGUUCUCCAAGGCUUUUGUAUAGCUAUGGUGUCAGUUCGUUGCUUCCAAUUUUUUUUGCUGUGCAUUAAGAGAUUGUAUGUUCAUUGCGGCAGAUGAUUUCGAAUGCAUGAUUGUGCCUUUUUGUAGCAAUUCUUUGAUCUAGCAUCACCUUGGUAUUUCUUUAACCGAGAAUGCGGUGUUCCACCCAUUGCGUUUGCAACUGGUGGGCCAGACGGUUUUCUUUCGAAUAGUUAGCUGUUUAGUCAGCGACUCUAAGCGUGAUCUUGAUACACAGUUCACAAACAUCAGAUUCGACCAAAGCGCAUCAUCAAGCGUGUCAUGCUGUUUUACCAUGGCUGGCGCACAUUGUUAGCGCCUUGGUCUCCGCUCGUCUUUCCGCUGCGAGGAAAGAGGGAGGUGUUUCUGGGAAAACGGUUCAUUCAAGCUCCAUCAUAGUCACGACCGUCCUGUCCGAACGGUCACAUGUGCACGCAUUCUUCAAAUGCCUGACCAAACGAAAUCGCGCUUCUCACCAUUUGUGAAUGUUCUUCAUCCCGGUACUCGACACACUCGCCUGGGUGAUUGAUGGGCAGAUAGAAAAGCGGCGUAUCUGCAAACAAGAGUUUUGUGCGUGUUUCUUUUUUUUUUUUGUAACUUAUUGCAAAACACAUCACACAACUCAUGCAAUGGCUCUUCAAUAAGGAACGGGAGAACAUACAGCAUGUGCUGUAGUUAUUGUUUCAUUACCACGACGCAUGACACUGAGUUCAUUGCAAAACCGGGCACUUUGUGGGGAUGGGGAACACCUUUGUGAAAGCUCUAGGGAGGAUGAUUGACGAUGUUUUUUCUUUGUGCUCGAUAGCGUCAAACAAAACAAACUGUGAUAACUUCACUAAGAGUGCCCACUUGCAGGGAAGGGAUUGCAGAGCGUGCCCUUUUUUUUUUUUUUUUUAAUUUCCUUUUACUGUCGCAAGCUGUUGGGAGUCGAGCCGAAUUGUUGUCGUUUCUUGCGUAUUGCGCAAAAGUUGGACAUUGGUACUCAGAGUCGCUGCGUAUCGGUACUUUCGUUUUUUGCUCGACUGGUGUGACGUGUCUCUUAACAGUGCAAUCUCGGAGCAGCCAGUGGAAGUGUGCAUGUGGCGGAUGCGUUGCCAGAUUUAUCCUCAUGGCAGCUGUUGGCGGACUAGCCGUAAAGAAGGUGUUUGCGUUUUAAGCAUCCGAUUUCUCGCAUGUGUUUUCGAGUAAGAAGCUGGGGAAAGUUCUGGACAAGCAAAUUUUCUAUCUGCAAGAAACAGAGCCGACAUCCCUAAACACAAGCUCUAAACAUGAUGCUGCCUGUAGCAUGCAUUAGUGUCAGCAGUAUCCUAAUGCAUGCUUUCACGAUUGAGAUGCACAGGACACGUUUACAUAAUAUUUUUGGUGUAAUGUGGCUCGCUACUGGUGAAUUUACGUUGCACCUCACAAUAACCGUGCUUUUGUCCUCGCCGAAAUUAUUUGCGUAAUUGUCAACUACAUAUAACCGAUGCUCCGUAUUGACAUAUGUUACUGCUAUGAUACGGCUUGCGCAAUUUAAAAUGUACGUACUAAAGACGAGUGAUGCCUUGUCGAAAGUGCGUUCCAUGUGGUUGCCUCUUUACACAGGAGCUUGGGAGGGGGGAACCCAUUGAUAUUGCCGUUUCAGCGAACGACUUUUUUUUUAGAACGAUCGUUCUACGCACACUGGCGUUGUGCAAACGCAAAUUUGCACAUUUCCACUGGCUGACAGCAGGCAUCUCGAAGGCAACAACUAAACAAGUCUUUCUGACGCACAGUUUGCCACGGAGGCGUGUUGGAAGCUGUCAGCAUGCUUUUGAAAGGCAGCAAUUGUUUCGUCCUUGCUUCCAUGUUGCAAGCUUGCGCUUGGAGGCCAUGUAUGUAGGAUUGGUGCACCAGUGUCGCGUGGCAAAGCUGCCACUGUUGCAGUUUUUUUUUUCCUGCCAUUACCCGCCUUGUUUCCGGAGAUUUCCUUCGGCAGUUUGCAGCAGUCAGUUUGUGAAAAAGUAGUUUGAUUUGGACCGGUCCCGCAGCACUUGUACAAUGCCAUUUUGGACCGGUUUCGGCGACAGUUUGCUUUUGUUUUUCUUUGUCUGGCAGGGGCCGUGCUUCUUGAGUAGUAUUGCCAGUGUGAACGUAUGCAUCUUAAACCAUUGCUUGUCUCAAUCACUAUAGUCUUUUUUUUUUUUGAGUAUGGAGACACCAUAGUUCUAUAUGAAUUUAUAAAUAAAGCUAUAUCCAUCUUUUUUGCAA